Diorhabda sublineata is the source of this 3820-nucleotide messenger RNA. Its product is annotated as organic cation transporter protein. Gene Ontology annotation, cellular component: membrane. The record is from RefSeq and is a predicted model, not a curated record. Gene Ontology annotation, molecular function: transmembrane transporter activity. The transcript is spliced from 9 exons. Gene Ontology annotation, biological process: transmembrane transport. Bases 1153 to 3120 code for a protein of 655 amino acids. Lineage: Eukaryota; Metazoa; Arthropoda; Insecta; Coleoptera; Chrysomelidae.
AUUUAAUAUUGUCCGGUCGUGUACGGAACCUGGCCAACGAGCUUCAAUAUUACGAAUCCGAAGUCGAGCAUCGGACAUAGUUGUACGUUUUUAUGUUUAUGUCGAUUUUUCGUCUUUGCAUGAGCGUGAAUUUUAACUUAAUGUAACACGAUGUCUAGCCAUUCAUAAACCUUUGUUUUAAAACUUAUCAAAAACGCCUGGGUCAGUGUAGAAGGAGACUUUAAUGUGCUAAAGUGAACCGUCUCUGACGUUAACCUCAAAUUCAAAUGAAAAGAACAUUCAUAAAUGGCAAUUAUUAAACGCGCGGCUUAAUUUAAUGGAAACUUUAAAUUUAAAGCUUCCUUUAAAUGUAUUAUGAAACCGGCCGUAAAUCAUUUAGGACGUCCAAAUUUAGUAAGGUGGAAUAAGGGCUUUAAUCAAUGCUUUAGAUAGAAAGAGAAAAACUGUUGAUCUUGUGGGAUUUACAAACGUCUGAAAAAAUAUGAUAUAGUAAGUUCAAAUUAAGUCCCAUUUAUCUGGCCACACGAGUGCGUUGGAAUUAGUACAUUCUUUUGAUUGCCUUUGAUAAAUAUAUUUUCUACUUUCAUAUUGAAUCAAUCCAAAUGAGUCAAAAAUCAAAAUUGUAUCAAGUACAUGGAAACUAAAUCUUGUAUUUCUGGAACUUGACACAGGCAUAUCUCUACUUUAUUAUCUUAUUAAUUAUUUACAAAACAAUUUAUGAAAACAAAAAACACAUGUUUUUAUAUUAAUUAAUAUUAAAUCAAUCAGUUACUUUAUAGCCGCCUUGUAUAUUUAUUGUUGAAAGUUGAGAUACAAAUUUAAAAUUAUUGUUAAUUCCCAAGGAUGAAAGAUUAAAAUUUGCACAACGAUGCUAGUAUUUAACGUAUUUUUUUUUAUGAAAUGAAUACUAAAGUUAAUUAUAUGACAUACACUCUAAUAAAUUCGCACUCCCGAAUUGUGUGUAAUUAAAAGUGGGGGAUUCAUAUCAUAGUCAAGCUAGAUCAUUGUCAGCUUCAUCUCGACCUUAAGUAUGGUCUAUAAAAACGCUGAAACCGUUGAUCGCUGUUUCAGUUUACCCGCCGCUUCCUAUUAAACGAGUGGGAAUAAUCUCCUUAGAGGUUAGCCUAAUCGUAAUAAAUAAACCGCUCGAAAAUGUCACCUAAAGACGAAACAAAAUCAUCCGAAAGUUCGGCGUACAGUAAUGAUGGGUAUAUCAGUGAACCAAAUGAUGAAAAUCCGAAAAAGUCAAAUGAAAGUGUAGUUGAUGGAAAGAGAAACGAGUUUUCUCUGGACUUUCUACAAAAAGGUGUUGUUAAACAAACGGAAAAUGAUAAAAAAAAUGUACAACCUUUCGAUUUCGACGAUUUAUUACCUCAUCUAGGCGAGUUCGGAAUUUAUCAAAAAAUUUUAUUUUUAUUGAUGAUACCUUUCGCAUGUAAUGUGGCAUUUGUAUAUUUUGCUCAAAUUUUUAUCACUAUAGUUCCGGAAAAGUAUUGGUGUCGUGUACCAGAAUUAGCAAAUCUCACCGUUGAAGAAAGAUUAGCGUUGGCAAUACCAUUGGGAUCAGAUGGAUACGAGAAAUGUCGAAUGUAUGACGUCAAUUUUACGGAACUACUUAAAAAUGGAGCGAAAGAAGCGGGUUCAAAUUGGGAAACGGUUCCUUGCAGAUAUGGAUGGGAAUAUGAUUUUACCGAAGUACCGUAUGCGUCCAUUUCUGCAGAGCUAAAUUGGGUAUGUGAAAAUGCAGCUUUGCCCAACACAGCACAAUCAAUUUUUUUUUGCGGCGCUAUAUUAGGAGGCCUCAUUUUUGGAUGGAUGGCAGAUCGUUUUGGUAGAAUUCCGGCUUUGAUUAGCUGUAAUAUGGUCGGUCUUAUCGGAGGUGUCGCUACGGCUUACUGCAAUUCUUUCUGGGCAUUUAGCGUUUGCAGAUUCUUGGUAGGAAUGGCGUUCGAUAAUUGCUUCACCAUGAUGUACAUUUUAGUGUUGGAAUACGUAGGACCAAAAUGGAGAACUUUUGUAGCAAAUAUGUCAAUCGCCAUAUUCUUCACGCUUGGAGCAUGUAUAUUACCAUGGAUAGCUUACUACUUGUCCAAUUGGAGAUACCUUUGCUACGCAACGUCACUUCCUUUAGUUAUAGCCGUUUUAACUCUCUGGUUUGUUCCUGAAUCGGCAAGAUGGUUGGUUUCUCAAGGAAAAACAGAAAAGGCAAUUGUCAUCUUGAAAAAAUUUGAAAAAGUAAACAAAACCAACGUCACCGAAAAGGUUUAUGAUCAAUUUCGGAGCUCGUGUGCAGAGGCUCAAAAAGAAGAAGACGCAAACAAAAAAUACACAGUAUUGGAUCUAUUUAAAACUCCCCGCCUGAGAAAGAUUACACUAAUUCUGGUAGUUUUGUGGAUGGUAAUAUCUUUAGUCUUCGAUGGGCACGUGAGAAAUGUAGAAACUUUAGGUCUCGACACAUUUCUUACAUUCACUAUUGCUUCUGCAACGGAAUUUCCAGCAGAUACAUUUUUAACAUUUGUCCUCGACAUUUGGGGUCGAAGGUGGUUAGCUGCCGGAUCCAUGAUAGUCAGCGGGUUGUUUACGUUAUUUGCCAUUGCUGUACCAUUAGGAGUACCUUCAGCAAGUUUGGCAAUUAUGGGCAGGUUCGCAAUAAAUAUAUCAUACAAUAUAGGUUUACAAUAUGCUGCUGAAAUAUUGCCCACAGUUGUUAGAGCUCAAGGUGUAGCUUUGAUUCACAUUAUGGGAUAUGUUGCCAGCAUUAUAGCACCUUUCGUAGUAUAUUUGGCUAAUAUAUCUACUUCUCUUCCAUUGUUAAUUCUGGGAGUGCUUGGAACGUUAGGUGGACUAUUGGCCCUAUUUUUACCUGAAACUCUUGAUCAAGAAUUACCACAGACACUACAAGAUGGAGAAAAUUUCGGUUUAAAUCAAAAGAUGUGGGACUUCCCCUGUAUAAAGAAAAAAGAAGUAGAAGAACCAAUACCUGAAGUCUACAGAACAACCUCAGUUAGACUUUCCACUAGAUCAUCUUUUAGGGGUGAAAUAAGAUCUAGUAUACUGAACGGGGGUUCAAUCAGAUCUCGAAAACUAGAUAAUUCAGAUAAUAAAAUCUCGAACAUUUAAAAAGGAAUAUUUUCCUGUUAAAUUUGAACUGUGAUUAAAUAUUUCCUCUUUGACUAAACCAAACAGUACUUAAAUGUUAAGUAAUAUUCGUUUAAUAAUCCAAUGUGCCAAAAAUUGUCGUUUUGAUUUUAUUUUUAUUUAUUUACGUUCUUAGAUUAGUCUCUGAUACAAUAUAUGAGUACAAAUUAUAUCCAGCUCUUCCUAAUGUUAAAAAAUUAAUUUUAUAUAACAUUCGACGAGAUAUCCAAAGGGAAAUUGCUCAGCUGAGACGUAAUAACGUCGAAUACUAGUCAGUAGAACACCCUCUUCUUGCAAUUGCGGAUAUAAAAAAAAGGUCGAUUUACAUCACGCUCUUCGGAGGGGUUGUAAUUCAAUAUUCGUCGAGGCAUUAGCCAGGAAAGUAGUUGUUUCCCCCUUCUUUUUCAGCAUAAAAAAUAUGGUGGUCCCAACUUCCAAAUAAUAAACUUUCAACUUUUAAAAUAUUUGCCAUAAAAAUUAUGCAAGUUGUGUUACAUUUUGUUCUAUAUCAAUUUAGUCGAGAGGAAAUUUAUUAUCUCCUUGGUACAAACAGAAUUAUCUAUAAGUAAAUCGAAUAUAGUAUUACAUUGUUACCACAAUAUUUUUAAUAUUCAAUUCAAUGUUUUUAACUUGGGUCUGUGUGUGAUAUGUACAUAAUUUUAAAUAAACGAUUUUAGUAUUA